AUGGGCGUGUUCAAGUCACUUAGCCUGUCACCGGCCAAGAAGGCAGGCGCAAAGGCCUUUCGUCGUCUCUUUGGACGCGUGUUGCCAGCUGGCGAAAGUGACAGUGCCACUGGCAGCGCAGCGACGAGCGAGAAUGGCAAGAACCACGACGAGACCAGCAGCAGUCAGAAGGACCUCAGCAAAGAAAACACGCGCGAUAACAAUCCAUCAACCCCCGGAUCAUCCACAGAACCUCGCGACAGCUCAACCACCCGCAACGGUCAGCAUCUCAUCACGACAAAGGCAGCCCCUUCGACAGAGGCGAUGGCAUCUCCGCAGAAGCAGGCCGCCGAGCGCAAUAAAGAGAACCAGCCACCGGACACAAGCACCUUGACCGACUCACUGGCUCGCCUGAACCUCGAUCGGGACAAUGUGACUGCGACUCCUCCCACGAAGCCCGCGGCCCCUACGGCACCGAUCUUUACGGAUCCUGCUGUGGUAGCCGAACGGGCGAUGCACAUGAAGUUCAUUGAGGAAGCCCUCGAUAUGGCCCGGCUUGCUCUUCGGACUAAUGAGACUCCCGUUGGCUGUGUUCUAGUCCAUGACGGAAAGGUCAUCGCCAGAGGCAUGAAUGCCACCAACGUCACGCGAAAUGGCACUCGACAUGCCGAGAUCAUGGCCUUGGGUGCCUUGUUGUCCUACCCGCCAAAGGACGGACCCAGAACCACAUCUCUACGACCGAAGGUUGAGGCCCCUCCCCCUUCAGCUGCGGCUUCCGACGCCUCUUCUGUGUCGUCGGUCGUGCCCGACGAGGGCAAUGAGGAUGGCUCCAAGGGACAUCUCUACCCCUACGGCCAAAAGUGCCAUCCCGACGAGCGAGUCGAUCGAUCCAUCGUUCGCGAGUGUAUCCUCUACGUUACCGUCGAACCAUGCGUCAUGUGCGCAUCUCUGCUGCGACAACUCGGGAUCAAGAAGGUCUACUUUGGUGCCGUCAACGACAAGUUUGGCGGCACUGGUGGUGUCUUUAGCAUCCAUGCUAAUUCUCUUCCCAUCAGCGCCGAUGGACAGACCGCGAGUGCUCAUCCUACCCCGAAGCCAACGCAACUCCCAGAUGGCAGUGGUACUCUGGGUGUCUCGUACCCUCCUGGUGGCGGCGAUGGCGGGAACAUUGAGUCGGGCUAUGAGAUUGAGGGUGGCUGGGGUCGCGACGAUGCAGUCGGUCUUCUGAGACGGUUUUACGUGCAGGAGAAUGGACGAGCUCCGGUACCUCGCAAGAAGGAAGGACGCGCAGCCCGUUUGGCGGCCAUGAUGGAGAAGGAUGACGAGGAGUCUCCAACCCCCGGUGCUGAUACCCCUGUGCCUGAAGAUGAGCCGACCGACUUGCCAACGGGGACGAAGGCUUUGGAGGACCCGACUCCUUUGGCAGAUCGUACCGAGGCUUAG
Fusarium falciforme is the source of this 1422-nucleotide messenger RNA. Its product is annotated as CMP/dCMP-type deaminase domain-containing protein. The record is from RefSeq and is a predicted model, not a curated record. NCBI's taxonomy places the organism in Eukaryota, Fungi, Ascomycota, Sordariomycetes, Hypocreales, Nectriaceae. Gene Ontology annotation, biological process: tRNA wobble adenosine to inosine editing. Gene Ontology annotation, cellular component: cytoplasm; nucleus. The transcript has 3 exons. The coding region runs from base 1 to 1422 and encodes 473 amino acids. Gene Ontology annotation, molecular function: tRNA-specific adenosine-34 deaminase activity.